UACCCAACAAAAAUACUCUGGAGCCGCCACUGUAUAUUCUGAAUAUAUAGGCUACUCAAAAUGUUGAAAUGCUCAUUCAUGAUGCUCUGAAUUUCAGAGGAUCAUACUAUGUGGUUUAAUGGGCAUGUAAAAAGUUAACUUUAGCUUCCUUUCUCUUUUAAUUCCCUCUGGAGAUUUUUUAUUUUAUGGUGCCAGAGAAAAAACUUAUUUUGGGGCCAAGAGCUGUCCCGCUGAGGUGUAAACAGAAAUACUGACUUGCAGGGUGACAGGGUCAAAGUGCAUCGCCUGCAAUAGCCUUCUGUAGAUAAGAAACAUGCAGUUCAUGUGAAUGUAGAGGCUGUUUGGCAUUUUAGUCGCAGCUGACCGGGACUUGUAGAAGUUCUCAGCCAUGGUGCGACGUGUGGCAGUGGUGGGAGCCGGCAGCUCUGGUCUGGCUUGCAUCAAGAUCUGCGUUGAGGAGGGCUUGGAGCCUGUUUGCUUUGAGAGCAGCGAUGACAUUGGCGGCUUGUGGAAAUUUAAGGAGUCACCUGAGCCAGAGCGGUCCAGCAUCUAUCGCUCCUUGGUGGUGAACACCUCCAAAGAGAUGAUGUGUUACAGUGAUUUUCCCAUGCCUGCUGACUAUCCAAACUACAUGCACAACUCCCAGCUUCUGCAGUACUACAGGCUCUACGCUGACCACUUUGACCUGCUCAGAUACAUUCAUUUCCAGACCACAGUGAAGAGUGUUGCCCAGAGGCCGGAUUUCUCUCUGUCAGGUCAGUGGGACAUAGCGACAAUUAACAAGGAUGGCGAGGAGGAGAGAAACGUCUUUGAUGCAGUUCUGGUGUGUUCGGGCCACUACACUCAUCCGUCCUUACCCCUGUCAGGUUUUCCAGGAUAUGAGACGUUUUCUGGCAGGUGCUUUCACAGCUGGGAAUACAAAGAUGCAGAUGCCUGCAGAGGAAAGAGGGUGGUGGUGGUUGGCAUUGGCAAUUCUGGAGGAGAUAUUGCAGUGGAGAUCAGUAGAUCUGCAAAGAAGACAUUUCUCAGCACACGCCAGGGGGCCUGGGUGAUUGGCAGGAUGUCCAGUAAUGGUCUUCCUCUGGACAUGACCGCUAUCACCAGACUCAACAACAUGCUCACACUGCUUCUGCCCAAUACUUUGGUCAACUGGGCAGCAGAGAGAGCACUGAACUACAAAUAUGACCACAGACUGUAUGGUCUGAAGCCCAAACACAGACUUAUGGACAGAAGGCCUCUGAUCAAUGAUGACCUCCCUGGUCGAAUCCUUCUGGGAGCGCUUGCAAUGAAAACCAAUCUAAAAGGAUUCAAAGACUCAGGAGUGGAAUUUGAAGAUGGCAGCGUGGAGGAGAACAUUGAUGCUGUGGUUUUCUGUACAGGCUAUAAUGGAACAUUUCCAUUCAUGCCUUCAGUUUUAACUCACGGGCCUCAACGAGAACUGACAUUGUACAAGACACUGUUUCCUCCUUCUCUGGUACGACCCACACUGGCCGUCAUGGGUCUUUUCCAGACCAAAGGACCAAUCACGCCAAUUGUGGAAAUGCAGGUGCGAUGGGCUGUCAAGGUCUUUACCGGUUCGAGCUCUCUUCCACCUAAGGAGAAAAUGCUGGAAGUCAUCAAGUCUGAAAGGAAGAGGAACAUGAAAAGCUAUCCUUGCCCACGAACGGCAGCUCUCCAGGUAGAAUACAUCCCUUACCUGGAUUUCAUGGCAAAGGAGGUGGGUGUUCGACCAAACCUCCUGACACUACUGCUGACAGAUCCUGUGCUCUGGGUGAGGAUCUUCUUUGGUCCCUGCACUCCAUAUCAGUAUCGUCUCACGGGGCCUGGACAGUGGGCCGGGGCCCGUCAGGCGAUCCUCACUCAGUGGGAGCGAUUGGCUCAACCCUUCAGAACCAGAGCGGUACCGGAGAGCAGGCCGUCUGCGAUUUCUCCCUGGGCGCUUGUACUUGGAGGAACAGUUGCAAUGGCUUUCAUUCUGUCUAAAACUGAGAUAACUCCAGUGCUGUCGGGUGCCGCCCAGUUUCUGGACAGGUGCAAGAUGUUUCUGAAGGACUCCUGGUUCACUGUUACACCAGACUAAAAUGAUCAUAUUUGGGUACACUGUGUAACGAAUAUAACCCAUGUUGCAAUAUGAUGUACAAUUAUAAUACAGACAUCGAUAAUAUUAAUAUCCUAAAUAUUCUAAGAUUCAUUGAAAGAAAAAAAAGUAAAUGGAUCAGGGAAUUUUAAGACAUUUAAAAAAAAAAUUAUUUGGUGUUUGGCUUGCAGAAAAAGAGACAGCCUCCCUCUUUUAAUGUUGUGUAUGAUUGGAGUAUAUGUAAUAAUAUGGUGCUACACAAUUGUAAAAGUAGUUGGCACCCUUCUGAUAGGUGUAUCUGUUUCAAAGGUCAGAGAAAACUGCAAUCUACCAUCAGAUAGCAUAGAAAAACCUAAAUUGAGGCUUAUUAAAAACUAUAAUUAUAUGUAUGUGUGUUUGUCGGACUGAGGUCAGCAUGAUACACAGAGCAGAUUUAGCAGUGACCACAUUAUGUUGUUGGUUUACUUAUUGUCUGUCAUUUAAUUCUGAAAUGAAUCGUGUACACCAUGUAUAGGUUGGUUAUUUUGAUAAAAUACCUCUGUAGGGAAUCAGGGAGAGGAUAAGCCCAGAGAGUGUUGUUUACCUGGAGCAGCACCAUCUCAGGCUUUUAUGUGUUUCUUUAAUCAGACCUAUCUGUCUUAUUUUGAAGUUCGUGUCUGGGAGCCGACAGGAAAAGUUCAACACCAAUCACAAAAGGUACUUGUAAGUUGUAACGGAGGAGAUCUCAGGUGGCCCUAGAUCUUAUUCUCCGUCAUGUCUAGCUGUAGUACAGUAUGCCGGUUUGCAUGAUAAAACGGAUGCGUCACACACAUAUAGUGCUUCAGAGCUGCAAAUGACUACUUCAGGUUGAACUUUGUAUUCUGUUUAGCCAGUUUUGCUUCGUCUUGGUACUUAUUAAACUUUCGGCGAAAUUCGCCGUUUUGAUU
Molecule: messenger RNA, 3003 nt
Organism: Trematomus bernacchii (emerald rockcod)
Lineage: Eukaryota; Metazoa; Chordata; Actinopteri; Perciformes; Nototheniidae
Product: dimethylaniline monooxygenase [N-oxide-forming] 2-like
Exons: 11
Coding region: 389-2080 (563 amino acids)
Molecular function (GO): N,N-dimethylaniline monooxygenase activity; NADP binding; flavin adenine dinucleotide binding
Source: RefSeq, a predicted model, not a curated record